This is a messenger RNA of Sabethes cyaneus, 5304 nucleotides long. RefSeq lists its product as uncharacterized. The transcript has a single exon. NCBI's taxonomy places the organism in Eukaryota, Metazoa, Arthropoda, Insecta, Diptera, Culicidae. The record is from RefSeq and is a predicted model, not a curated record. Gene Ontology annotation, molecular function: nucleic acid binding. Gene Ontology annotation, biological process: DNA integration. The coding region runs from base 1 to 5304 and encodes 1767 amino acids.
AUGCCUGCCGCUAAAUCCAAACCUCCGUCACUGAAGUCACUGCAAACGAAGCUGCGUGGAUUACAAACGUCGUUCGACAAUAUGUGUCGAUUUAUGGAGCAGUACCGGGAAGAUACGAAAUCGACAGAGGUCAACGUACGACUGGAGCAGCUGGAUCGAUUGUGGGAUAAAAUGAACGAGGCCAUCGAUGACGUCGAAUCCCACGAAGAAUCGAUAGAAGAAGCAGAUAGUUUCGUCAAAAAUCGGAUCGAUUUCGAGAACCGUUUUUACGAGCUGAAAGCUUUUCUUGUUGGUAAGCAAAGAGAAGAUUGUGACCAAACCGUACUUAACCAGACUACUCGCUCUCUCGAUAAUCCCCCCGGGCCCACCCCUCAUGUGCGAUUACCACAAAUUACUCUUCCUAAAUUUAGUGGUAAGAUAGAUGAAUGGCUUACCUUUCGUGAUCUCUUUACCUCACUGAUACAUAGGCAGACCGACCUGCCCGAGAUCGAAAAGUUUCACUAUUUGCGUAGUCAGCUGGAAGGAGAAGCUUUAUCGAUUAUCGAUUCACUUCCCCUUAUCAAGGCAAAUUACACUGUUGCAUGGGAACUACUGACGAAGCGUUACUCAAACACGAAGGUUCUCCGUAAACGUCAGGUUCAGGCACUCUUUGAGUUACCAACGAUUCGGAGAGAAUCGGCUUCUGAGUUAAAUUCUCUACUAGACAAUUUCGAGAAGAUAGUUAAGUCAUUAGAUCAGGUCACUCCCCAGCAGACUGACUAUAAGGAUAUGCUACUGGUGCAUCUACUUUGUUCGCGUUUGGAUCACACUACUAGAAGGGGAUGGGAGGAAUUUUCCUCCACCAAAGAAUCGGAUACCAUAAAGGAUCUUACUGAGUUCUUACAGCGUCGGGCCAGAAUUUUGGAAUCUGUGCCCAUCAAGCCCAGCGAAAUUAAGGCAGAGUACACACAACCUAAGCGUCCAAACAAAAUAGCCACGGUCAAAGCAUACAAUGCAUCGGUUCAACGACCUUCGACGAGCGGCACAUGUGUCAGCUGUUCCGAUAAUCAUCUUCUCUACCAAUGUCCAUCAUUUCAAAGGUUAUCGGUUUCGGAGAGAGAUGCACUUCUGCGUAGCCAUUCCCUGUGUCGAAAUUGUUUCCGGCGGGGUCAUCAUGCGAAAGAAUGCAAUUCGAAAUUCACUUGCAGGCAAUGUAAAGGGAAACACCAUACGCUCGUGUGCUUCAGGAGUAAAGCAACCGAAGAAAAACCAAAACCCAAUGGCGAACCAACUUCGGCGGUGAUGGCUGCAACCGAAGAAGCAAUCGAACCAAAGGUGGUCAACUUGGCGACCACCAGCAAGGUGGUUUGCAACACGGUAUCUAGUUCAUCGACUGGAGUGUUUUUACUCACUGCUAUUGUUACUCUGGUGGACGACCGAGGUCAACAGGUUCAUGCUCGAGCAUUAUUAGAUAGUGCGGCGGAGUGUAAUUUAAUAAGCGAUCGAGUGCGAAAAUCUCUUACGGUUAAAGAGCAACCAUGUACGGUCGAGGUGGUAGGCAUCCAAGGUUUAUCUUCUAAGGUACAGAGGAAAAUCACUGUCAUGGUACAAUCCAGGUUUUCAGAGUUUUCGCAACCAAUGGAAAUGUACAUUCUACCCAAAAUCGCAGCACAAGUGGCAGUCAUAUCGGUCGACGUCAACCAAUGGAAUUUACCGAGUGGGAUCGAACUGGCGGAUCCGACAUUCUUCAAAGGUGGCUCAGUUGACUUGGUAUUGGGAGCUGAGGCCUUUUUCGAUUUUUUCACAACUGGCCGUAAAAUCCGACUUGGAAACAACUUACCCUCGUUGGUGGACUCUGUGUUUGGAUGGGUGGUCACGGGCAAAUGUUCGGUGGCUGCUUCCGUUAAAUCUGUCGUUUGCGACCUUACAAUAAACUACAAUUUAGAUAGCCUACUGGAGAAGUUCUGGGAAUCUGAAGACUUUGUCCAAUGUCACAACUACUCUCCCGAGGAAUCAAGAUGUAUGGAGUAUUUCACCAAAACUACCCGACGGCAGCCUUCGGGUCGGUAUACUGUGUCCUAUCCGAGAAAUGAUGAGUUAUUUGCCAAGCUAGGUGAUUCGAAGGAGAUAGCUGAGCGUAGAUUCUUACAAAUAGAGAAGCGAUUGGGGCGAGAUGAGAAGCUGCGAGAACAAUAUGCCGACUUCAUGAAAGUGUAUGAAUCCAUGGGGCACAUGAAAUUAAUCGACGAUGAACACGAUACGGACGUUAAGCGAUGUUUUCUCCCACACCAUCCAGUGGUGAAAGAAGACAGCACAACCACUAAGGUGCGGGUGGUAUUUGAUGCCUCCGCAAAAACAUCUAGCAACGUUUCCUUGAAUGAUAGCUUGCUGGUCGGUCCGGUCAUCCAAGAAGAUUUGCGUUCGAUAAUUCUUCGUAGCCGCACACGCCAGGUGAUGGUGGUCGCCGAUAUUGAAAAGAUGUUUCGGCAAAUUGAAAUUCAUCCCGAAGACCGACAAUUUCAGUGCAUUCUGUGGCGUACCUCUCCCAACGUCCCUCUGUCUACAUAUGAACUAUCGACAGUCACAUAUGGUACCAAGCCAGCACCGUUUCUUGCAACAAGGGUACUUAUGCAGCUGGCCACUGAUGAGGAGAAGCGGUUUCCGUUGGCUUCGACUGCUGUUAGAGAGGACUUUUAUAUGGACGACGUGAUAACAGGUGCUGACGAUCCAAUCACAGCUACAGAACUUCGCAUCCAACUGCAGGAGAUGCUACGCAGCGGUGGAUUUUGGCUACGAAAGUUUGCUUCUAAUUGUGAAACCGUACUGGCAGGAUUACCGGAGGAAGAACUCGCAAUUCAAGCAGAUGAUGGGAUUAAUCUGGACCCUGAUCCCAUGGUUAAAACUUUAGGUUUAGUUUGGAUACCCAAAACCGACGUCUUACGAUUUCGUUUUCGCAUACCCGCUUUGUCGUCAGAUGUUUCCCUGUCGAAAAGAAAGGUUCUUUCGAUAAUAGCCACGUUAUUCGAUCCGUUAGGACUUAUUGGAGCAGUAAUCACUCGCGCUAAAAUAUUUAUGCAACUGUUGUGGCGUCUGGAGGAUCAAGAGGGAAAUAAAUUAGGAUGGGAUUCCCCUUUACCUACAGAGGUUGAAGAUGAGUGGCGAGUCUUUCACGAGCAAAUUCCGCUUCUGAACAAUUUGCGUAUUGAGCGUUAUGUCAUGAUAUGUAGUACGGUGUGCGUGCAAAUCCAUAUGUUUUCCGAUGCUUCUGAGAGGGCUUUUGGAGCCUGCGCGUACAUGCGUACCAAGGACACGUCCGGUAAAAUUAAGGUUGCUAUUUUGUCAUCGAGGUCAAGAGUUUCACCGUUGAAAACACAAUCAAUCCCCAGACUUGAACUUCGCGGCGCAUUAAUGGCAGCUGAACUAUAUUUGAAGGUGAAAGAGUCAAUCAGGUGUUCUAUGGAAGCUUUCUUUUGGACGGACUCAUCUACAGUACUACGGUGGCUAUUGGCAACGCCGUCAACUUGGACAACAUUUGUGGCGAAUCGUGUAUCCAAGAUCCAGUCGCUGACUGAAAACUGUCACUGGAAUCAUGUUCCUGGGGAACAAAACCCGGCCGAUCUUAUUUCAAGAGGAGUUGCACCGGAAAAUAUUAUCAACAAUGAAUUGUGGUGGAAAGGACCUGAAUGGCUAUCCAAGAAUCCGACGUCUUGGCCUAAGCAACAUAACCUGUCAUCUGAAGGUAUGGAAGAAGAGAAAAGGCGUGUUGUACUGGCGGUGGUUCCGGAAAAUCCCAGCUUCAUCCAAUGGUAUCUAACUCGUUUCCCUAAUUUCAAUUCUGUUAUCCGAAGAACGGCGUACUGGGUUCGUUAUCUGAACAAUCUGUGGUCCCAUAAGGGAGGAAAGCGACAAGGUGGUCCGUUAACAACAAUAGAGCUUCAACGAGCUGAAUAUAAGGUCAUACAAUUGGUGCAGGCAGAAGGUUUCCCAAAUGAACUAAAAGCACUGGCACGGGGAGAGUGGGUACCGCGUUCAUCACCAUUACGCUGGUACAACCCAUUUAUAGCGGAAGAUGGAUUAUUGAGGGUCGGGGGGAGGUUAGGGCAUUCUAGAGAGUCUGAUGAUGCAAAGCACCCCAUUGUGCUUCCUGCGAAACACUUGCUUACCGAAUUGCUUUUCAAACACUAUCAUCUUAAACUCUUGCACGCUGGUCCACAAUUAUUGUUGAGUACGGUUCGGCUUCGAUACUGGCCCUUAGGCGGAAGGAAUAUUGCAAGAACGGUGUGUCAUCAAUGUUUGCGAUGCUACCGUAUGAGACCGACGCUGAUUCAACAGUUUAUGGCUGAUUUACCGGCAUCGAGAGUUACGGCGGCGAGACCAUUUUCGACUACAGGCGUCGAUUAUUUUGGGCCGGUGUACGUUAGAUCAGGAUACCGGCGGACCGCAGUAAAAGCAUACGUAUCGGUGUUUGUCUGCUUUGUGACGAAGGCGACACACCUAGAAUUGGUCACUGAUCUUUCGACGGCACGGUUUAUUCAGGCUUUGCGGAGAUUCACGUCACGUCGGGGAAAUUGUGCUACAUUGUGGUCCGAUAAUGGCACUAACUUCGUUGGAGCUAAAAACCAGAUGCGAGAGUUACUGAAAAUCCUGAACACCAAAGAACAUCACCAGAAGGUUGCCAAGGAGUGUGCAGACGAUGGAAUGCAGUGGAAGUUUAUACCCCCUGGAGCUCCCCAUUUCGGUGGCCUCUGGGAGGCUGCUGUGCGAUCGGCGAAAAAACAUCUUUUGAAGGUGCUAGCGGACACGCCAGUCUCCUACGAGGAUAUGACGACUCUUCUAACACAAGUCGAGUGCUGUCUGAACUCGCGGCCUCUGACGCAGCUUUCGGAUGAUCCUGAUGACUUGCGGCCACUCACACCAGGUCAUUUCCUGGUUGGUUCUGCUCUCCAAUCCAUACCAUCAGCAGACUACACCGACACAGCUUACGGGAGACUAAAGACGUGGGAAGCUGUACAGAAGAGGUUGCAAGACUUUUGGCGGCGAUGGAAAACCGAGUACCUCAAUCAACUACAAGGGCGCGUUAAGUGGUGGAAACCACCGGUUGGAAUAAGGCAAGGCAGCUUAGCAGUGAUUCGUGAUGACAACCUACCGCCAACGAAAUGGAGAAUGGCGCGAAUCAUUUCGACCCACCCGGGACCAGAUGGGGUGGUCCGAGUAGUCACUCUACGAACAGCGAACGGGACAGUGGAUAGACCGGUUGACAAAAUUUGCAUCUUACCGGUUGCAACGGAUGACGGGGAUCUCAAUGCGAACGAAACGAUCAACUGA